ACCUUGGUCCUCUCUGUGUUGGCCCAGUUUCUUCUGCUCUUUUGAAUGACGGGACUCCGUCGACGCUUGGAUCUAGGUGGUGUCUAUCAAAUAUUUGACCGGGCCUCACGGUUUACUGCUUAUGGUGCAAGUAACUCCGGGAGUCGUGAAUCAAUUGCCAUUUGGAUCCAAAUGGGCACCGAGACUAUGGGCACCGAAGCCAGCUGGGAACAUAUACACACCCUAUACUGCGCAACAACCUAAGGAAUCGGAAAUCCGCCGAUAUCGACUAGACUUAAGCUCAAUUCAACUGAUAGGUGACUUGCCCGAUUCUGUAGGCAUUGACCGGAGAUCAAGAUGUGCACACGACGCGAAACCUAAAUAUCCAGAGAGGUUUCACGCAAGUCUCUCCGCGUACGAAAACAGCUGAUCCGGCUUGAUACCAACAGAUGAAGUUCAUAAGACGAUCUUGAAGCCAGCGAUGAAGAUCUCAACAUAGAGCUGUAUAGUUUCGAACUGCGUGUCCUUGCUGAUAGACGGAGGCUACGAUGUCGCAGGUUGUUCCUGCGAAGUAGUCAUUCCUGACGAAGGAAUAAAUGACAAUGGAUACG
Messenger RNA from Somion occarium, 590 nucleotides. The record is from the annotation of a GenBank genome assembly. Lineage: Eukaryota; Fungi; Basidiomycota; Agaricomycetes; Polyporales; Cerrenaceae.